This is a messenger RNA of Pelmatolapia mariae (spotted tilapia), 1212 nucleotides long. RefSeq names its product histamine N-methyltransferase-like. The coding region runs from base 190 to 1074 and encodes 294 amino acids. Gene Ontology annotation, molecular function: N-methyltransferase activity. The transcript has 8 exons. Lineage: Eukaryota; Metazoa; Chordata; Actinopteri; Cichliformes; Cichlidae. The record is from RefSeq and is a predicted model, not a curated record.
CAUAAAGCCAAGCGGAGACGCUGGUGGGAGGGUUUAUUCCAGCCGGGCAGACAUCCGGACAGCAGUUCUGCACAUAUGGUCUAACUCGUCAGUUGGUCAAUGUUGCAGUGUGAAGUCUGCUUUACCCAGGCAGUUCACAGCUACGGUCAAGACGGGGUGAAGGGAGUCUGGAUGAAAAUAUUGUGAGCCAUGGCAUCUUCACUCAAGAGUUUGGUUAAUGAUGAUGACCGAUACCAGAAAUCCUUCCAGCUUUUUUUGGAGCGCUCGUCUGAACACCAGUGUAUGCAGGACUUCAUCCACAAUAAACUGCCAGAUAUACUGGCCAGCGUUGGAGAUGGAAAGUCACAUCUGAAUGUCAUUGGAGUUGGAAGUGGAGCUGGUGAGAUUGACCUAGAGAUGCUCUCUGAGCUCCAUAAGAAGCACCCAGGGGUGACGGUGGAUAACGAGGUGGUGGAGCCUAGCCGCCAGCAGCUAUAUAACUACAAAGUUUUAGUGUCACAGAAACCAGAUUUAGAUUACAUCAAGUUCAACUGGAACACGAUGACUGCCUCUGAGUUUGAGGAGCACUGGAAAGCCGAAAAGGCCACCAAGAAGGUGGACUUCAUUCACAUGAUACAGAUGCUAUACUACGUGAAGGAUCCCGAAGCAACUGUCAGAUUCUUCCAGAGUCUUCUUGGUAAAAAUGGGAAGCUUCUCAUAAUUCUAGUGUCUGGCAAGAGUGGUUGGGGGAAGCUAUGGCGGACCUACAGAGCACAGCUGUGUCAACCCGACAUAAGUCAGUGUGUGACCACUGGAGACAUCAAAAGCUUCCUGGACUCCAAGGGAGUGUGCUACCAGAGCUAUGAGCUGCCAUCUCAGAUGGAUAUCACCGAGUGUUUCACUGAAGGAGAUGAGAAAGGAGAGCUGCUUCUUGAUUUUCUCACUGAGGUGCUGGAUUUCAGUAACACAGCUUCACCUGAGCUCAGAGCUGGUGUCCUGGAGAUGCUUCGGCACCCAGGCUGUAGUGUAGAGUCCAACGGUAAAGUUAUCUUCAACAACAACCUUGAAGCAAUAGUACUAGACCAGCUCUCCUAAACAUGUACUGUCAGUAUAGUAAAUGUAAGCAGUAGGUGGAUCACAUUGUUUGAUUUAUUUUGCACUUGAUGUAUAUAAUAAGCUGGGUAGAGGAUAUCUACACACCUGCUUCCAUUUAUAUAUUUUGUCUACUUACUA